GCUAUCGCUGUAUUUUCUAUCGCUAGUUUUGAACCGGCAGGCGGAGAGCUCACACGCAACAUGGCCAAGGUCAACAUUCCCUCGUUCACCCUCAACAAUGGCAUCCAAAUGCCAGCUCUGGGGUACGGGACGUGGCUCGGUAUCCGAGAGGACGGAGAGUUCGAUUACUCCGGCUGGGACAAGAUGGUGGAUUGCAUCUCGUACGCCAUUGACGUGGGGUAUCGGCACAUAGAUACAGCACAUCUGUACAGGAUCGAGCCAGAGAUAGGACAGGUCGUGAAGAAGAAAAUAGAAGAAGGCGUCGUGAAGAGGGAAGAGCUUUUCAUCACUACCAAGGUGUGGCAGACAUACAGCCGAGAAGCCGACGUGGAGGUCUCCGUGCGAGGCUCUCUCCGGCGUCUGGGGCUCGACUAUGUGGACCAGGUGCUUGUGCACUGGCCGCUCUCCUUCAAUGAAGAAGGCGUAGACCAAAACAUCGAUUACCUAGAGACCUGGCGCGGCUUCGAGACAGUCCUGAAGAAAGGUCUGACUCGCUCCAUCGGCGUGUCUAACUUCAACGUGGAACAGCUGAAGAGGCUCAUCGCCAACAGCAAUGUUAAGCCAGCCACUAACCAAGUUGAGCUCAAUCUCGCCUUCGGCCAAAAGGAGCUCGUCGACUACUGCACCUCCCAAAACAUCAGGGUGGUCGCGUGGGCGCCCUUCGGGGCUAUGAUCGCCAGCCGGGCCGCCCCUGAUGCCAAGGGACCUAAGAUGGAUGAUCCAACCCUGGUGGCUAUUGCUACGAAAUACAACAAAACUGUGACACAAAUCGUGCUUAGAUAUUUGUACCAGCGCGGCAUCGUCACCAUUCCAAAAACGGUGACCCCGAGCCGCGUCGUCGAGAACGCGACCAUCUUCGACUUCCAACUCUCACAGGAAGAGGUCAAUGACCUCGCGCAGUUCGACGUGAACUACCGCUCCAACAGACCCACGUUCUGGCAGAACUACGCGCACUACCCCUUUGAGAAAUACGACGUUCCAAGCAGCGCGAUACCCAAGGCACUGCUGACGUGGAAGAACGGGAAAAAUCAAGAUAUCGAUUAGUUUUAUAUUUUCUUGCCAGGGUACGGUAUUAUAAUAGAAUAGCUUAAUAUGUAAGUAAUUAAGGGAAUUGAAUGUAAUUUUAGUUAGUAGGUAGUAUAUUUUGCAUGCUGUCAAAACCGGCUAAAAAGUUGGGACACAAAAAUUAUGUAACACCUAUUAUGUUAACCCUUUUUAAAAGCAAAUAAAGAUUAUGAUUAUGAUUACGUAGCCGAAUGACACAAACGCUCACGAAACGAAACGCUCGUAGAUAUCUAUAUUCGCUCUUGCGUAUUGGCGUGACAGAGCCAGACUACCUUUCGCG
This is a messenger RNA of Leguminivora glycinivorella, 1384 nucleotides long. RefSeq names its product aldo-keto reductase AKR2E4-like. Gene Ontology annotation, cellular component: cytosol. Gene Ontology annotation, molecular function: aldose reductase (NADPH) activity. The record is from RefSeq and is a predicted model, not a curated record. NCBI's taxonomy places the organism in Eukaryota, Metazoa, Arthropoda, Insecta, Lepidoptera, Tortricidae. The coding region runs from base 61 to 1083 and encodes 340 amino acids. The transcript is spliced from 8 exons.